This is a messenger RNA of Thamnophis elegans (Western terrestrial garter snake), 954 nucleotides long. RefSeq names its product olfactory receptor 11G2-like. Gene Ontology annotation, molecular function: olfactory receptor activity; G protein-coupled receptor activity. Gene Ontology annotation, cellular component: membrane. Bases 1 to 954 code for a protein of 317 amino acids. The record is from RefSeq and is a predicted model, not a curated record. The transcript has a single exon. Lineage: Eukaryota; Metazoa; Chordata; Lepidosauria; Squamata; Natricidae. Gene Ontology annotation, biological process: G protein-coupled receptor signaling pathway.
AUGGAUUCAACCAAUAAGACUUCAGUUGAGGAAUUUGUUUUACUAGGUUUUGGAGUUGGACAGCACAACCGUGUGCUGCUCCUCGUCCUUUUCACUUUUCUCUAUGUCCUCACUUUGGCUGAGAACAUCACCAUUAUUAUCUUGGUGUUUCUAGACACCCAUCUGGGCCGACUUCCAAUGUACAUCCUGCUGAGUAACUUCUCCUGGUUGGAAAUGUGCUACGUCUCCUCCAUAGUUCCUCGCAUGAUCUUUGAUUUAGCAGUUCCUGGCGGCAUCAUUUCUUUCAAAGGGUGUUUAAUCCAGUUCUACAUCUUCUUCAUCCUUGGAGGCACUGAAUGCUUUUUCCUUUCAAUUAUGGCCUUAGAUCGGUACGCGGCCAUCUGCCACCCAUUGCACUACCCACAGAUGAUGUCUCAAAACCUCUGCUACAUUCUGGUGGCUGUUUGUUGGAUCCUUGGCUUUCUGUGGUAUCUUGUCCCAGCGGUGUUGAUCUCUAAGUUGUCCUUUUGUGGCUCCAAUGUAAUUGACCACUUUUUGUGUGAUGCUGGCCCAAUCUUAUCCCUGGCUUGCCCUCCGCUUGGGAUAGUUCCCACUUUGAGCCAGGUUUGCCUCAGCGGUCUGCUCUUAGGUAAUAUGACGUUUGUUAUUCUGUCCUACAGCACUGUGAUUUUCACUCUAAUGAAGACGUCCAACAAAGGCAGUCGUAAGAAGGGAUUUUCCACCAUCUCUUUCCAUCUAAUUGUGGUCUCGCUUUUCUAUGGUUCAGUGACAGGCAUGUACUUGUUGCCAGGUGGAGAAAGUCAGCUGGGUAUCACUAAGGCAAUGACGCUCUUCUAUACCACGUUUACACCUUUUCUCAACCCCUUGAUCUACUGUCUGAGGAACAACCAAGUGAAAGAAGCACUGAAUACAUUACUAAGGAGAAAGAUGAGACUCCUAUGGAACAAAGAAUAG